UCGCCAUCGCCAUUGCAUGCGAACCGCAUGAGGACGCACACGGAGCAUGGCAUGGAUUUAGCGUGAUCGUGUGGCGUUUUUAGCUACGCAUCAAGUGUGAAAACAAUCUAGCGCUUCAUGUCAGUUAAUGCAAGACAUACGUGAAUUAAUUAUGCUCAAAUACGUGCCUCUAGCACGAGUACUGGGUACCAUGAACGUGCUGCGCGCUGGGCCUGGAACUUUUCAAGUGCAGACUGCGAUUCUUCCAGCACUGAGAGGCCGCCUCAACAGCACAUCCUCCAGCCAUGUGACGAAAGAGCAAGAAACGGCUGUAGAUAUCGACAUGCCAGAUUUCAGCAUGGAAAACCCAUUUAAAAAGGAGCCUCGCCAGUGCAUCCUCUGCAAACACAACAUACAAGUUGACUACAAGAAUGUUAAACUUCUGAGCCAGUUUGUGUCGCCAUAUACUGGAAAAAUUUAUGAGAAACACAUCACUGGACUGUGUCAAAAACAGCAAGAAAGUGUCAAGAGAGAAAUCAUGAAAGCAAAGAAGUGUGGUAUGAUGCCACACUACCUGAAAAUGCCGAAGUUUUUGAAGGAUCCAAAACUGUUUGAUGCAUUCAAGCCAACUAGACCCAACCCGCACUGAUCUCUAACCACAGUGCAAGAACGAAGUUGUAAAAAGAAAGUAGAAUAAACAGUACAAUUUA
Molecule: messenger RNA, 689 nt
Organism: Rhipicephalus sanguineus (brown dog tick)
Lineage: Eukaryota; Metazoa; Arthropoda; Arachnida; Ixodida; Ixodidae
Gene: mRpS18C
Product: 28S ribosomal protein S18c, mitochondrial
Exons: 5
Coding region: 128-628 (166 amino acids)
Biological process (GO): mitochondrial translation
Cellular component (GO): mitochondrial small ribosomal subunit; ribosome
Molecular function (GO): structural constituent of ribosome; small ribosomal subunit rRNA binding
Source: RefSeq, a predicted model, not a curated record